GAAGGAGGCGCCGCUGCUUUGCUCUCUCAACUGGCCGGAAUACCUGCCGGAGCCGCCCUGCAAAAGAAUUGCCUGCAGCAGAUCUGUAUUCUUCUAUUACUAUCUUUCCAGCCAUUAUCAUGGUCAAUGCAACAAAAGGCGUCUUCAUUUCCUGUGACAUACCUAUGGCUCAAUAUAUCAUAAAUAUGAAUGCUUCAAUGCCUGCAUGUGACAAGUUCAUAAUACAUGUCUUGGAUAGUACUCACAUGUUUGUUCAACCCCAUGUCGAGCUAAUGAUUCGGAGUCAAAUCGCAAAGUUUAGAGAAGACAAUACAUAUGUCAAGCCUUCUUGAUUCAAUUUCAAUUUCAUCUUAGGAAUAUAUAUGUUAUUUUAGUUCUUUAUCAUGUUGGAAAACACUCUUCUAUUGAUGUUGAUGUUGAAAUGCCUUUUGAAAAGUUGUAUAGACACAUGAUACAACUAUUUUGGUUAAAUUCAUAAGGAACUGGUGCACUAUAAACAUGACCAACUUGAUAACAUCUAUGUUCAGCAGCAUGAGUGUGUACACUGUGUAUAUUGACUUUGAAGUUGUGUUUGUUAAGACUUUCUCGAGCAUUUCUCGGCAGAGAGAGCUGAAAUAGUAGAGGAAUGUUAAAACUAUUGGAAAGAGGUUAUCUAAUUAAAAUGUGUCUUCUAGUUUUGGCA
Molecule: messenger RNA, 682 nt
Organism: Lathyrus oleraceus (garden pea)
Lineage: Eukaryota; Viridiplantae; Streptophyta; Magnoliopsida; Fabales; Fabaceae
Product: general transcription and DNA repair factor IIH subunit TFB5-like
Exons: 2
Coding region: 120-332 (70 amino acids)
Biological process (GO): nucleotide-excision repair, preincision complex assembly; nucleotide-excision repair; transcription by RNA polymerase II
Cellular component (GO): transcription factor TFIIH holo complex; transcription factor TFIIH core complex
Source: RefSeq, a predicted model, not a curated record